AUGGCCUCAUCUUCAUCCUCCUCAUUUAGCAUUCAAAUGCCGACGGACAACAAUUUUGAUCAGAACACCGCUAAGCUGCUGUUGUCUCAUUGUGGCACCCUGAUUGUGGAAAGCUUUCCGUCUGGUUCUGAGUUUGGCAUUGACUUGUCUAUUCACUACACCGGUGACAAGUUUCUCGGUAUCAAGUUAAUACCACCCGGUCUUCAUUUCAUAUACUUUAGUUUAGUAAGCAAGCAAGACAGCACCGUUGCUCCAAGAGCGGGCUUUUUUCAUUACUUUAAUCCUGGAGAUGUGCUCAUUACCAAAUGGGACGCCCAAGCAGAAGAUCUGAUUUUAUUUCGCAAUGAUACCGAGCAAAUGGACCGUCUGAGGAGCUCUUUUGCCAGCGGAAGUUUAGACAGUCAUUUAGGUGCUUAUCAGUUUGAUCAAUAUCAAACCUGGGUUUCACUUACUGACUUCAUUUCUCAAGAGCUCUUUCUCAAGCUAAAUCCCCCAUGUGGGCGAAUAUUUUCGGCGUCAUCUCUGGUGUACAAGCCUAAUGCAGAUGGAAGUGUCACUGCCAGACUUGACGAACAUGGCUUACCCGAAAUGGUCGUAGCACCUGAAUCGGCAAUUCGUUUUUUCUGCGAACCCAUUCCCAGACGAUUCCUUUACCCGAAAGACGCAACAGCUAAAGAAAUUACAUUGCAUUCACUUGAUUCCACUUACACGCUCGACACAAUACUUGCAUCGCCAUCGUAUGGAAACGUAGAAAACAAUUUACUUGGCGAGCUGCAAUUUGUCUUUAUCGCAUUUAUUCUCGGGCAUGUUUUUGACGCAUUCGAGUACUGGAGAGAUAUGCUGAGAAUUAUCUGCUCUGCCCGCCUUGCUCUCUCCACACGUCCUGAUCUCUACCUCUCCUUCAUUCGAGUGGUGCACUUUCAACUGAAGCAGACCAAUGAGGCCAUCUUUGCUGAUAUUGUCGAAAACGAAAACCAAGUUUUUCAGUUUAUGCGCACUUUUAUGCUUAAUUUAAGAAGUGCUGCAGACAAUGGCGUUAGCUUGGAGCUUCGGCGACGAGGGGAAAAGUUUGUUUCUGCACUGCAGAAGAGUAUGCGGUGGAACUUUGAUGACGAACCUGACGAUGAGUUGCCCAUGAUUGUGCCAACUACAAGUAAUUAA
Rhagoletis zephyria (snowberry fruit fly) is the source of this 1161-nucleotide messenger RNA. Lineage: Eukaryota; Metazoa; Arthropoda; Insecta; Diptera; Tephritidae. The record is from RefSeq and is a predicted model, not a curated record.